This is a messenger RNA of Alternaria arborescens, 288 nucleotides long. RefSeq lists its product as hypothetical. The transcript has a single exon. The record is from RefSeq and is a predicted model, not a curated record. Lineage: Eukaryota; Fungi; Ascomycota; Dothideomycetes; Pleosporales; Pleosporaceae. The coding region runs from base 1 to 288 and encodes 95 amino acids.
AUGCCUGGGCACGACUUGCAGCCAUUGGUCAUUCAAAAACUGGACAAGGCAAACUCAUCCGCAGUCCGUAUCGAAUGGGAGUUUCCGGUAUCCUCUGCGAAGUGGCAAUUUGCGUAUGUCCAAUCCAACAUCAACAAUGAGCGAAUCGACCCCCAAGUACCAGGAUCACUAAAGAACUAUGCUAAAGCCAUAGCAUUCCUUCAGUGGUUAACCGAUGCUCGACCAAACCACAAUCAUGCUUGGAUUCCCAAGACUCAAGGAGCAGCACUUGUCGUACAGACCGAGUAA